Molecule: messenger RNA, 959 nt
Organism: Zea mays
Lineage: Eukaryota; Viridiplantae; Streptophyta; Magnoliopsida; Poales; Poaceae
Product: glutathione transferase31
Exons: 2
Coding region: 6-770 (254 amino acids)
Biological process (GO): glutathione metabolic process
Cellular component (GO): cytoplasm
Molecular function (GO): glutathione transferase activity
Source: RefSeq, marked validated
AGGAUAUGUCACGACUCACGACGACGGAAACAGUAGUGCUGCCAGUAGAGCUCUCAGAACUCGGGAAAAAAAUGUCAGAGGCCGCCGUGCGUGUGAUCGGCCUAUGGCCGAGCCCGUUCGUGAUCCGCGUCCUGAUCGCCCUGAAGCUGAAGGGCGUCGAGUUCGAGUUCGUGGAGGAGGUGGUGGGCAGGAAGAGCGAGCUGCUGCUGAGGUCGAACCCGGUGCACAAGAAGAUCCCCGUCCUGCUCCACCACGGCAAGCCCAUCUCCGAGUCUCUGAUCAUCGUCCAGUACAUCGACGAGGUCUGGUCCUCCGGCGCGCCGGCCUUCCUCCCCGUCGACGCUCACGCCCGCGCCGUCCAGCGGUUCUGGGCGCAGUACGUCGACGACAAGCUGCCUUGGGCGAUCCGCAUACUGAAGGGAACGGACGACGGGGGCAUGGAGCAGGCGGCGGGGCAGCUGUCCGCGGCCCUGCAGCUCCUAGAGGAGGCUUUCGCGCAGCUCAGCCAGGGGAAGCGCUACUUCGGCGGGGACAGCGUCGGGUACCUGGACAUCGCUCUGGUGUCGCAUGUCGGCUGGGUGAAGGCGGUGGAGAAGAUCGCCGGGGUCACCCUGCUGGACAAGGCCAAGGUCCCGAACCUGGUGGCGUGGGCUGAUCGUCUGUGUGCCCACCCGGCCGUGGUCGACGCCAUCCCUGACGCGGACAAGUUCGUUGAGUUCAGCGUCACCUAUGGCUCCUUCUCCAAGCCUAUCAAUGCUCCCGCCAAGUGAGCAAAAAGGGUCCGUGCAUGCUUCGUCAUUUUCACUUUCACUGCGCCCCUUCCAAGGGGAAUCGACGCAUACACUAGUGGCUCUGUAUUCUUUAGUGCAAAGCUUACUGUUCUGAACUCAGUUGCAGAGUUUCAUUAACUUUUUCAAAUGUGACUAAAGAUAAUAAAGCAAACUGAACUGUUAGUAACC